Messenger RNA from Amphiprion ocellaris (clown anemonefish), 9201 nucleotides. RefSeq names its product potassium voltage-gated channel, subfamily H (eag-related), member 1a (gene kcnh1a). The coding region runs from base 148 to 3063 and encodes 971 amino acids. Gene Ontology annotation, molecular function: delayed rectifier potassium channel activity. The record is from RefSeq and is a predicted model, not a curated record. Gene Ontology annotation, cellular component: membrane. The transcript has 13 exons. Lineage: Eukaryota; Metazoa; Chordata; Actinopteri; Pomacentridae. Gene Ontology annotation, biological process: regulation of membrane potential; potassium ion transmembrane transport.
CAGCGCACCGGGCUGAGGAGGCGGCUAAUGAGAGCAGCAGACAGUCCAACAAACGCACGAAGCGUCUCAGAGCCGGAGACAGCAUGAAGACAAACCGCAGGCUGAGGAGGAAAGAUUCACCUGCAGACGACUGAGUGAGGCGGCAGGAUGGCGGGGGGUCGGAGGGGACUUGUGGCCCCUCAGAAUACUUUUCUGGAGAAUAUUGUGAGACGGUCGAACGAUACCAACUUUGUCCUGGGAAACGCCCAGAUAGUGGACUGGCCCAUCGUCUACAGCAACGAUGGUUUCUGCAAGCUGUCUGGUUACCACAGAGCCGAGGUGAUGCAGAAAAGCAGCACCUGCAGCUUCAUGUAUGGGGAGCUCACAGACAAGGACACGACGGAGAAAGUGCGGCUAACGUUCGAGAAUUAUGAGAUGAACUCGUUUGAAAUACUGAUGUACAAGAAGAACAGGACGCCUGUUUGGUUUUUUGUGAAGAUUGCUCCCAUUCGAAACGAACAGGAGAAAGUGGUCCUGUUUCUGUGCACGUUCAGCGACAUCACAGCGUUUAAACAGCCCAUCGAAGACGAUUCUUCCAAAGGCUGGGGAAAGUUUGCUCGACUGACUCGAGCUCUAACAAGCAGCAGAGGAGUCUUGCAGCAGCUGCAGCCCACAGUUCACAAAGGAGAGAAUGUCCACAAGCACUCCCGGCUGGCUGAGGUUCUGCAGCUCGGCUCAGAUAUCCUACCUCAGUACAAGCAGGAGACCCCCAAAACCCCUCCUCACAUCAUCCUGCACUACUGCCUCUUCAAGACGACGUGGGACUGGGUCAUCCUCAUCCUCACCUUCUACACGGCCAUCAUGGUCCCCUACAACGUCUCCUUCAAGACCAAGCAGAACAAUGUGCAGUGGCUGGUGGUCGACAGCAUCGUGGACGUCAUCUUCUUGGUGGACAUCGUUCUCAACUUCCACACCACGUUCGUCGGACCCGCCGGCGAGGUCAUCUCAGACCCCAAGCUGAUCCGAAUGAACUACCUGAAGACCUGGUUUGUCAUCGACCUGCUGUCCUGCCUGCCGUACGACGUCAUCAACGCGUUCGAGAACGUAGACGAGAAUUGGAACCACCGAGCUGUCACUCAAGGGAUCAGCAGUCUGUUCAGCUCUCUUAAGGUGGUCCGACUCCUCCGUCUGGGUCGGGUCGCCCGUAAACUGGAUCAUUACAUCGAGUACGGGGCGGCCGUCCUGGUGCUGCUGGUGUGUGUUUUCGGCCUGGCUGCCCACUGGCUCGCCUGCAUUUGGUACAGUAUCGGGGAUUACGAGGUUAUCGACGAGGAAACCAACAUCGUGCGGAUGGACAGCUGGCUCUACAUCCUGGCUGAGACCGUGGGAACACCGUAUCGAUUCAACGCCACUGGCUCAGGGAAGUGGGAGGGCGGCCCGAACAAGACGUCCGUCUACAUCACCUCUCUGUACUUCACCAUGACCAGCCUGACCAGCAUCGGCUUCGGCAACAUCGCCCCCACCACGGACGGAGAGAAGAUCUUCGCCGUGGCCAUGAUGAUGAUUGGAUCUCUUCUUUACGCCACCAUCUUUGGUAACGUGACAACGAUCUUCCAGCAGAUGUACGCCAACACGAAUCGUUACCAUGAGAUGCUGAACAGCGUCCGCGACUUCCUGAAGCUCUACCAGGUGCCCAAAGGCUUGAGUGAACGAGUUAUGGACUACAUCGCCUCCACCUGGUCCAUGUCGAGGGGAAUAGACACCGAAAAGGUGUUGCAGAUUUGCCCGAAGGACAUGAGAGCAGAUAUCUGUGUUCAUCUCAACCGCAAAGUUUUUAAGGAGCACCCAGCUUUCCGUCUGGCCAGCGACGGCUGUCUGAGAGCUCUGGCGAUGGAGUUUCAGACCAUCCACUGUGCUCCCGGCGACCUGAUCUACCACGCCGGCGAGAGCGUGGACAGCCUCUGUUUCGUGGUGUCGGGGUCGCUGGAGGUCAUUCAGGAUGACGAGGUGGUGGCCAUUUUGGGUAAGGGAGACGUCUUUGGGGACGUUUUCUGGAAGGAGGUGACUCUGGCUCAGGCCUGCGCCAACGUCCGAGCUCUGACCUACUGCGACCUGCAUGUCAUCAAACGCGACGCUCUGCAGAAGGUUCUGGAGUUCUACACGGCGUUCUCCAACCACUUCUCCAGAAACCUGCUGCUCACGUACAACCUGAGAAAGAGGAUCGUCUUCCGGAAGAUCAGUGAUGUCAAACGGGAGGAAGAGGAGCGGCAGAGACGUAAAAACGAAGCCCCUCUGAACCUGCCGCCAGAUCACCCGGUGCGAAAACUCUUCCAGCGCUUCCGGCAGCAGAAGGAAGCUCGCAUGACCAAGCCAGAACUGGACGAACAAGACAUCGAAAAGGGCCCUGUCUAUGUGGAGUUCCCAAUGGCUAAUGCCGCCAUUACGACCACCAGCAUCGUCACAGUAACAGAAAGCCCAGCGACGCCCUCAUCUUCGACGCCUUCGUCUUCAACCCCUCCACACUGCAGCCCCUCGGAUAAGGCCAAGCUGCAGGUGCCGUCGCCCAUUUCUCUAGUAGGAGGUCGAGCUGCCGAGCCGGUCAAAGUGAAAGGCUGGGGCCGCUUCAAGGAGUCCAUGGCCAAAGCCGACAACUGGAACAAAGUGUCCAAAGCCGAGUCCAUGGAGACUUUACCUGAACGGACCAAGGUGCACGAGUCGCAGAUGUCUCUAAAGAAGACGGACUCGUGCGACAGCGGCAUCACCAAAAGCGACCUGCGUCUGGACAAAGUGGGCGACUUGCGGUUGACGCCUCAGGACCGCAGUCCAGCCCAACCUCCAGAGACCAGGCAUGUCUUCUACCCCAUCCCCGAGCAGACGCUGCAGGCCUCGCUGCAGGAGCUCAAGCUGGAGCUGAAGGACGACCUCAAGAGCCUGAACGCUCGCAUGUCCGGCCUGGAGGCACAGCUCAACGAAGCGCUUGAGCUCCUCAAAGCCAGGAAGUCGAGCGCCGGAUCGCCGCAGCCUCUUUUUGACAUUUCUAGACCUGCUUCACCAGAACUGGACAAAGAGGACAUCUUCUCUUGAAAGGAUGGACGAAUCGUGAGGUGAAUAGUGAACUCCUCUGGAAUCCUGUAGUAACCGGAUUACCGGGCUAGCCGAGGCCGCACUGGGCGCAUCAUUUAGAUUAGGCACGAGUGUGGUCUGGAAGAAGCACCGGCCUUCAUCGUGGCGGUUAACGAAGGCGAGUCGAGGUCGUUGCCCUGAUUUUGGCGUCAUAGCACCCAACGCUCGGCGGUUCCACAAAAACUGACAGCGAUGUUUGUACAUAUUUAUUUUUCCACGGCGCUACAAUGGAAAAAUGGUUUAAUUUUAUCCAAAAUUGGAUUCCGAGAGUCUCCUGGUAGAUGCAUCUCUGUGUGGAGGCUCCAGUGGAAGCAGCAUGACCCACUGGUUUGUCACUGAAUCAUUCGUAUGAGAUUCUCUUGCAUGUCACAUAAAGUAGACGAGCGCCUCGACGUUGCAGAUGGCUCACGUUUGAUUGAUCGAGGCCGCGCCGCGACUCGUUUGCAUUAUUUCACGGCGAUGGUGAAAAAGGGGGACGGUCUUUGCAGAUGUUGAAACUAUCUCAGAGUAAUUUCCUCAAACAGUCCUCUUAUUAUAUCAGCUGCCAGGAUCAUUAUGAAUUAUACAACAGAUAACUCUGCCCAGGCAAUCUGAUUUUCCAAACAUGUCUGAGCAGAGCUUCUAAUUUCCAUAAACCACAGAUAGAUGUGCUUGAUGAAAAAUGGAAUGGAAUGUUAACUAGCGAGCGAGUUGUCUAUCUUUCCUGAUAACUAUUUGUUAUUCUCAUAUAUGAACACUGCAGCCACAUGCAUAUAUAUCGUAUGAGAGCCAAGCAGCUUUAUCUCCACUGGUGCAUUCAGUAAUUAGGUAAUGCAGAUGGUAUUGAUUAUGAUUACGGCCCUUACUUUCUCUGAAAACUGUCAUGAACAUAGUAAGGAAUAAAAUUUGCAUAAUAUUCCUUAAAAAAUUAUUUAUGUAAAAUAAAAGAGGCUGUAACAAAGUGGACUGAGAUCACUGGAAGCUUUUAUAGUGAUGAUUUUUGCCUUUAUUGGCCCCCUAAUGUACAUUUUCACAUUUUAAAUGCUGCAUGGUUUAACACGUCUGUCAGUUUUCACAUUCACACGAGAAAAAAAAACACAUUAUCUAGACACAAAAAGGCAAAGAUCAUCGGCAUAUACCUUCAAGCUGAGUGUCUGAAAUGUAGAACACCUAUAGACAUGUUUUUAAUGGGCAUUUUGAAGUAUCACCUUCGAAAAGAUUGGUCGAAAUGGCAAAAUUUGGGAGACCUUUUCCGAAUGAGAAUCAGAGAAUUAGAAUCAUUAUUUCAUCGUCUUCACCUCCUGAAUGCAUGAAACGUGGCUGAUACGAGCUGACAGAAUUCCAAAAAACUCCUCUGAGUCCAGAUUGCCUGGUUUUGUUUCUUUCUUUUCUUCUUUAACCCUCCUGUUGUCUUCAUUUACGAGCACCAAAAAAUAUUGUUUCCUUGUCUGAAAAAAAUGCAAAAAUUCAGCAAAAAAAUUCCCCAAAUUUCUGAAAAUUUGCAAAACCUUCAGGAAGAAAAUUCCAAUUAUUCUUUCAAAGUCUCCCUUAAAAGUUUGAUUUUUAAAAAAUCCCCCAAAUUUGGCAAGAAAAUUCUUGUAAUUAUGUUUUUUUCCACCAAAAAUGUUCAAAGAUUUCCCAAAAAUGUAGAAAAUGUGGACAUCAGAAGUUUCACUGUGAAAAUAUUUUUUCCCCACAUUUUCAAACUUUAAAACGGGUCAAUUUUGACCGGCAGGACGACACGAGGGUUAAAAUUUUUCUUACUUGGAAAACAACGAAUUUUGUUCCAAAUUGCGAUUUUCCUUUCUUUUCUAAUGUUUAUUGCAGCCAUGCGUAACGUAGCCUAGUUUAUUUGCUCUCUAUUAGUUGUAGAAAUAAGCCCAGUGCACAUUUUCUGUUUUCUUUUAUAGUUUUUGCGACACAAAAGUUUACUUGAAAUUCACUUGACAAUUCUAUGAACUCAUUACUUUAACUUAGACCGGUACUUGGAGGGAAUAUUAACCUGCUUGUUGUAUUAAUAAAACCUAAACAAUCCUAUAAAUGCACUUCGAACUGAAAGACAUCAGCUUCUAACACACUUAAUGUUGAUGUAUAUUUUAAUAUUUACUGAAAUAUUAAUGAAUAAUACGAGGCGAGUCACAAUAGAGAAAAAAAAGAUUGAAAAAAUAAGUUGCAGAUAUUUACAUGUAAUAUAUUAAUAUAGACACAAAAUUAGCCCAUUUCUGCACAAACUGUUUCUGGGAGUCUGAUUUUCCCUGAUGUUUGCGUAUUUACAUUACUUUUUUUUUUUACAUACUUUUUUUAUUUGUUGUUUGAUAACUUGGCUAGCGGUAGCUACAAAAAGACAUCAAACAAAGUAAAAACAGUAUUUGAUGACUUAAGAAAAUCUGAUAUUAGUCGACAAACUUGUUCUAAAAGACAGAAACACAUCAGAGUUCUACAGUUUUCUGCUGCUAAUGAACAUUUUAGUGACACAAACAGAACACAGUUUGUCUGGAAUCAAACCUGCAGCUGUAAACCUUGAUACUCCACAUUUUGUUAAAGAGUCAGCGAGUUUCUUUGAAAAUUAAGCUUUUCAGCUGUGAUUUUACUACUUUUAGUUAGAAUCACAGAACCAAGAUGAUUAAUGGCUUCAACUAACGGAGGGACAAAUAAAUGCAAAGACAUAAGUGAUCUCUCUCUAUAGAAAUACAAACAUAAAUUCAUUUUUUUUUAUAUAGUUUUUUUCGAGGGAUAACAUGAAGCUACAUUUUGUAUUUUACAGUGAACCUACUACUGUCUACUUUUGGCUGUUGAAAUACACAUUUAAGAACAGAUUGAAAUGCCUGUUAUAUAUUGAAACUCUCAUUUAGAAAUGUAUGAUUUAACACAGCUCUAGCUUUGAAUAUCAGCCUGCUGUUGAAUAAAACAUACCUUUAGUUUCUGUUAACGAGGAACUCGUUUCACACGUAAACAAAUCGGCAUCAUCCACACACCAGGGGGCGCUGCAGGAAGGAGUCGCUAGUAGAAUUAGCUGUAUUGCUAUUAAUGUUAUUCUGCAUUCGUCUUAAAAUGAUUUCAACACCAGCAUCAGUCAAAGUGCGUCGAUCAAAAGUUCUUUUAUAUUACAGAAUUUUAUCUUUAAAAAGUCCUUCUGUUUUACAUUUUUACACAAAUUCAGUUUCACCAACAACAAAAUGAAUGUUAAUUUGUAGUUCUUUAAAAUGUAUUAAGGAUUGUUUCAGAUGUCACACCAACAGUUUAAAAAAACACACUAAAACUGUACGUAGAAUCCCCAAAUGUACACUUCUAUUUUAAAUUACGUUUUUAACUGACAUAAAUCUGUGUAACUGGAUGCACUGUGGUUGUAUCAGAAACAAAACUGAGAAUAGACUCCAGUGUGGGGAAGAUGUUUUUUUUCAUUUGAUUUUUUUGUGUGUGUGUAGCUGAAGCUGCGCAUUAAUUACAGAAGUCCAGAGAAAAAUAUGCAUUAAACAUCAAGUAAAGCAGAGCAAUGAGUUCAUGUAUUAAGCAAUAAUAAAGUCACAUUUAGCUGCUAAAGUAGACUUUCGUGCUAAAACAUCAGUGGAAAACAAUGAAUAAUGAAAGAAAGUUGAAUAAUAUUCAGUAAUUGUGACUCAUUUUUGCAGAUUGCAGGUAAUGAAGUCCAGAAUAAAUUGAUUGCAAUCAGCAGAAAAAGUGUAUUAAAUCACCGAGAUGUAUUUCUAAAAGAAAUAAAAGUGGUUUUUGGGUUUUUCUCUGGUAGCAGCAGCCGCUUUGCUGCAACUAUCAGUGGAAGAAUUCUCUAACAUGACAAAAAAUAACCAUUACUCUCCAUUAUUUAUUAUUCAUAUGGAUAAUUUAUGUUCCCCACAUGCCUCCUCUCUUAUCAAGACAAAAGACAAGCUGAGACGGACAUAGCUGAGGGGAAAAGACGCUGAGGUUUUUACUCCCAACACUUUCUGUAGCCUCCAUUUCCAUCAAAAAUUCAGCUUGCUAAAAAUAAAUGGGCAUGUCAUCACACAAGUGAGAGCUCAUUUGGUGUGGAGCCAGUGUUUGCGGGUCGUUAUGGGUCCGCUCUCACAAAGCAUUUUGAUCUCAGAACGGGGGGGGGGGGAAUCUCCAAAAACCAGCUCGCCGUGGCCUCUGGAUCACAGAUAAUUCAUUAAGAUGCCGCUGGAGAGUAAAGAGUUCACAAAUCAAAGGGAGGGAAAAAGAGGUCAGGCAGCAUCGGCGAGGAGUUUAGGAGACGAUCUAAAUGAUGUAAUGGCAGGCGGCCUUUGUCUAAGCGACGAAAUCAAUCCUCAAAUGUUUUCAAAGUUCAGCGUGGAGUCUCUUAGAGCUGAUAAUUCAGCUCAUGAGCCAGCACAUUCUUUCUUAUUCAAAUCAGUUGAGUAGCUGCGAUUUAACAAAAAAAAGAAGCAGUUUUUGUAAGUGAUUUAUGCUUAAUUUACCCAAAACCUUCAGUGGAGAUUAUUUUUAAUUUCUGUAACUGCAUUUUUUAACCAUUAAACAUAUAAAACAAGAAGUGCAUUUACUAAAUUUUUCAUCUGACAUGGUCUUCUGAACAGAUCCUCUCCCAGCAGCUCAGGAUGAAUCCAGAUGUUACAGUUUCCAUUAAUCAUGUAUGGACACAGAAGAGAACCGAGGGGGAAAGCAUCUUUCAAAAUUCAACCCUUUUUUGUUAUUUCCUACGAUUUUACCGUAAAAAAAAAAAAAAAAACAACAAAACAGCGACACUUAGAAAUCAAAAUAGGCUGAUCCAUUUUCUAAUGAAACUUUAAGAAACUAAAUUAAAUAAACUAAUUAAAUAACAAUAGUGUAAAAUUUAAGAGGUUGAAACAUAGAAACAGCUAUUUAUUUAUUACAUUAAUUACACAUAUUUAAUUACUUUUAAUAUAUUUAACCCUCCUGUUUUCCUCAUUUACGGGCACCAAAAAUAUUGUUUCCUUGUCUGAAAAAAAUCCCAAAAUUCUGCAAAAAAAUUCCCCAAAUUUCAGAAAAUUUGCAAAACUUUCAGGAAGAAAAUUCCAAUAAUUCCUUAAAAGUUUCCCUUAAAAGUUUUAUUUUUAAAAAAAUCCCCAAAAUUUGGCAAGAAAAUUCUUGUAAAUAUUUUCAAAAAAUGAGUAAAAAUCUUCAAAAAAAUCCUAAAAAUAUCUAAAGUGAUUACAUAUAUAUAUAUCAGUAGAACUUCUAAUAUUUUCUUUAAGAACAUUCACAAAAAAUCAACCAAAAUCCAGCAAAUUUUUUUGUGAAUGAGGAUGAUUCCACUGGAUAAAUCUGCCGUUUCAUUUCACCAAUGACAGACAUGAAUGACAGAACUGCUGAUAUUUGUAUAAAACGUUCAUUUUCAACGACACAGUCGUAACUUCAGGUUGCUUGUGUUGGUUUUAUUUCCACUGUAAAUUUACCAUUUUAUCAGUUUCUUUACAUUUUAACCACAAGAAGGACACCAGAUCUGAUUGUUUUCAUGAUAUCAGUUAAAAGAUGAAGCCUGUUCCAUGUAGAAAUCAGAUUUUGUAGCUCAAGAACUUGCAUGUGGAGGGUUACUUUCACUCCAGAAAUACUCGGUACUAAAAGCAGGGAUGCACUCAAAGAUCCCUGAAAGCAAUAUGUGCUGUAACAUUUAUAAACUAAGGUCCAACCUGACGCCACCAAGUGAAGGCGACCUUUUCUCUGUUCUUUUUCGAGUACUGCGGAACCACUUCACUACAUUAACUCUCUUGUUAUUGAAGUCAUUACCUUUGAUUGCUACUGAGAAGCAUGCAACACUGUGCCUUCGUAUAAAUUGCCCCGUCCUCCUCUUCCAGGCCUGCAGAGAGAAAAGCAGUGUCAAAUAUCCAAACUACCAUUGCCCCUUUGAAGCGACUGAUCUAUUUUUGUGGUCAGCUCCAGAGAAGCUGCCUAGUUCUAAAACCCUACUCAUAGUUCUAUAUAGAUAGAUAUAUAUGCACAAGUUAUACUGCAAUGUUUAGAUUCGUAAGAAAGAGCAAAACGUUGGUGUUCGGUUCCUGUAAUAUGCACAUGCCUCUAUGUUCACACGUCGUGAUGAGAAAUGUAACUAUUUCAAGCACAAUGGGAACUCUUUGUUAUGAAUUGUGACAUACUGUGCUAUUCAUAAUAAAUAUUUUAUACAUACUA